Molecule: messenger RNA, 4540 nt
Organism: Lates calcarifer (barramundi perch)
Lineage: Eukaryota; Metazoa; Chordata; Actinopteri; Centropomidae
Gene: sp7
Product: Sp7 transcription factor
Exons: 2
Coding region: 1456-3105 (549 amino acids)
Biological process (GO): regulation of transcription by RNA polymerase II
Molecular function (GO): DNA-binding transcription factor activity, RNA polymerase II-specific; RNA polymerase II cis-regulatory region sequence-specific DNA binding
Source: RefSeq, a predicted model, not a curated record
CAGAAAAACGAGACGCCCACAAAAAGGCACUGAGAAUCCGUCUUACUCGAGACUGAAAGUUGAGUUUUUUGAAUUUUUCAACCAAUAAAUGAAAUCAAUAAAAUGUAAACAGCCAAAGAAAUCUGAAUAACGGUUUAGGAUAAAAGCCUUUUCUACUGAGACACAGUUUAAGACCUGAAUAUAACUGUACUUUAAACUGAUGAAAUAACAGCAGACAUUGCUCAUUAAAUACUAAAUGAUAUCCAAACAUCCUGAUUAAGAUAGAUUAGUCUUUUUUAAAUAAAACUUUUCUCAGAAUAAAAUUUUCAAGAUGAUACUUUUUUUCUCUCGUGUUGUGAUGCUGUUUUUACACCAUACAUGGACAAAUUAACUUAAAGUUAAUGAUUUGAUGGUUGUAUUUUAAAAGUAACUGUAAAUACACUUGUUUAUUUCUGCUAUGAUGUGUAUGAAUAUUUGUUAUAUGUCAAUAUAUGCAAUAAAAAAGCUGUGUCAUCCAGUAAAGAGGAGCACAGCUUUGGUUGGUUUGUGAUAGUUCACUGCUGAAUUUUGUUUUAAAAAUAAAAUGAAAAGUUCUCUGUUCGAGUUUCUAAUGGAUGAAUAUACAGUUAUGAUUUUUGUCAUGAUUUUAAAAUUGUUUCCACAGAGUUUAACAGACUGCUGUCAUUAGUUUUCAUGCAUGCAGACGUAUGUUAAAUUGGUGAAAUCAGGUUGAUACAUAUUUUUAUAUUUUCCUCUGAAAAGGUUCGAACAUUAAUAAUGAUUUAGAGUAGAGAGAUAUUUGGACGCUGCAGAAACGUCUUUGGCAGGACUUUCUGCUGCAGCCUUCAUCCUUCAUUUCUUCCUCUGUUUUAUCAUCGGCGUCUGUCUUGAGGAAACAAUCCUGCGAGUCUUUCCCCCUCGUCAAUCCGCCGUAUGAGUUCAUUUUAUUUGAUGCGAUAAUCUCUUCUUUAUUUUAUUUAAUGACUUGAUCAUUUUCUUCUUCGCCUGUCUCUGUAGUUCAGUCUCUUUAACCAUCACAGUUAAUGUCUAAAAUGGCAGUUAACUGCAUUUAAGAAUAUUGGAAACAGAGAGAGGGUUGAAACCAGAAUAAUAAAAUCUCGGAUGGAAACCACAGACUCGGUCAGCUUAAUUUUUUUUGAUUUAUGUGGCGUAGGCCGAGGCUACAUGUUCUUUUGUUAUUGUUGCUCUCUCAGAGGAGGCCGGGAGAGAGAGCUCUGCCCCACGUUUUAUUUACAGCUCUCCUAUAGUAAUGCGUCUAAUGGCAUGAAUACAAUUUACAGUUGAUCUUUGUGGAGAAAUCCGCUUCGAUAAUUCUCUGAGAGAUGAUGUUAAGUGUGUGUCUCUUGCCUCAGACUCCACUGGACUAAUCCCAGUGGAAAAAAUAAUGCCUGCGAAAUUGAAAUAAUGUCCACACGGUGAUUGAUGAGUAACCCAUUCAUGCGUUUAUCUUGAAAAAUGAUUCGACACUCUCCGUUUGGGGAGGUGGGAUGUCCUCUUUUUUAUCCACCAAUCUCCGUCCAUUUUCCUCCAUCUCUGGGUUUUUAUUGCUUCUUAGCGAGUCUUCAAAGAGCCUCAGAGCCUGUAAUUAGGGGGCGGGCUCCCUGCGCCUCAAAACACUUCCCCGCGUUAGUGCCCAACUUCUUCCAAACUGUCCCGGGACUCCGAGCUGCGCUUCUCCCGCUCUCCUCAGCUUCCUUAGGAUUUUGUUUCUCAGGGAUGGCCGCAUCUAUUCUGGAGGUAGGGAAUGUAAUUGAAGACGCACGCUAUGGCUCCAGUCCUCUGGCUAUGUUAACUGCUACCUGUAACAAGUUUGGCAGCACCAGCCCCGUCAGGGAUUCGGCUACACCCGGUAAGACCGGCAGCACCACUCCAGUAAAGAAGCCCUACACCAUGACCUCUGACCUUCAGACAGCUAAGAACGGACGGACCGCAGACGGCAGUGGCCUGGCGGACUCCUACACUGGCUCCUUCACCACAGCUGGAGGAGGGGGAGGAGGCGGCGGGCUGCUUACCCCUACUGGAAGCCCCCCUCCUUCAGCCGGAGGCUACACUACAGAAUAUAAUCCUUUCUCCCACUCCUUCCAGACCUCUGUCUCCCAGGACCCGUCUCUUUUAGUGUCCAAGGCCCACGCUACGGCCGACUGCCUCACCAGUGUCUACACCUCACUGGAUAUGACACACCCUUAUGGUUCCUGGUAUAAAGCCGGUAUCCACCCUGGCAUUACUGCUGCCCCUGCUAAUGCCACAUCCACCUGGUGGGACGUCCACCCCAACUCCAACUGGCUGUCAGCAACGCAGCCCCAGGCGGACGGAGGUCUGCAGGCCUCCCUGCAGCCUGUGGCGCCACAGGCCUCCCUGAGCCCACAGCUGCCAAGCUACAGCACCGACUUUACGCCCCUCAACCCGGCACCUUACCCCUCUGUGGGACUGGGCUCCUCCUCACACCUCCUCCAGCCCUCCCAGCACAUGCUGCCCCAGGACAUGUACAAGCCCAAGCCUGUGCCAAGUGCAGGGCUGAUUGAGAGUCCCAUGGGCCUAAAGCCUGCCAGGGGAUCAGGGGGCUACAGCGGAGGGGGGACGCCCACUAGGUCCUCAUGUGACUGCCCCAACUGCCAGGAGCUGGAGAGGCUGGGAGCCUCCGCCGCAUCCCUGAGGAAGAAGCCCGUCCACAGCUGCCACAUCCCGGGCUGCGGGAAGGUGUACGGCAAGGCCUCCCACCUCAAAGCCCACCUGCGCUGGCACACCGGAGAGCGGCCCUUUGUUUGCAACUGGCUGUUCUGCGGGAAGCGCUUCACCCGCUCGGACGAACUGGAGAGGCACGUGCGCACCCACACGCGGGAGAAGAAGUUCACCUGUCUACUGUGCAACAAGCGUUUCACGCGCAGCGACCACCUCUCAAAGCACCAGAAGACCCACGCGGAUUCUGCGAUGCAGGGGAAAGCCGUAGCCGUGGAGGGAGACACGGAUCCUCGGAGCGAGGAGACCACGGAGCUCAACACCAGCGCUGUACCCACCAAUCCUGUCGCUGACCAAAUCACCAACGGAGAUGAGAAGACUGGCACGCCUAAUGGAGUGGAGAACAGCAGUGGACUGCUGGAGAUCUGACUUCUUUAAUUCCUCUGUUCAGUACUAUUUUGAGACAUGGUGGGUUAGUUUUUAUGGUGAAGAAUCCACCUUUAAAUAAAGAAAAAGACAGUAUUUUGUUUCAAGGCAUACGAAGGACAAAAGACCAAGUUUAAAAAGACUUGAUAUGAUAAAUGACUGAGCAUGUUGCAGGUAGCAAUCACUUCAUUUUCUCUGGACCACACACACACAUAAGCACACAACAUGAGCAAGUCUGCAAACAUAUACCAAUGCACAAAUGUAUGCAGGCACACACGAAUCUGAGCAACCACACCAGGAAAUACACAAACACAGAUACAGAUGCAUGUGCACAUACACAUGAGCAGAGAUAACUAUGAGCAAAUGUGUAAGCAUAUAUAAUGCAUACAUACUGUACAUGCAAGUACACACACACACAAGUAAACAUGCUCAUGCGCACAUUUUGUAGCCUACACACAUUUUCUGCCUUUCAAAUGAGACAAACCACUGGGGAAAUUUAAUCUGCAAAAGCAGAAGGAAAAGAGCUCUGAAGCCGCAAAAGGAAAGUAGUUUUAGAAGGAGACUUAUGGUUAAGAUGAUGGAGUUGAUGGAGCAUUGCAUGCCUAGAGAAAAAUCUGAUUUACAGCUGUACUUUGAUACUUAUUCAUUAUUCUUGAAACAAUCAAAGGACAGUCUUAACUUACUGCUUCUUGUUGCCAAAGACAUUUUGAUGUAAAAGAUUUUUGCAUUUCACUUUUGUUUGCUGUUUUCUUCUUACUAUGUCUUAAUUUAAUUUCAUAUUUACAUAAAUAAUCUAAUUUAUGUCUUAAAUUAUACACAUUGAAGAUUAUCUUGCACCAUGCAGGAAGUAUAAUGCCUGGGGAAAAAAAAAACGCAAGAUGGUUGAAGCUGGCCAAAAAGAAAUUAAAAUGCGUUAAAUUAAUACUUUUUUCUUAUUUAUUAGUUAUAAUGUGGAGUCUGGGGCUUUGUUUUUAAAGAUUUAUUUAUAGAUCUUGAAGUUAGAUGUGCGUGUAAACUAUUUCUAUAUCAUCUUUUAAUUGUGAAGUCUUCCACACCUGGCAAAGUAAUGAUUAAUAAGGGCAUGUCCUUGUUUGUACAUACUAUAUAUUUACAACAAUAUAUAGAAAUUGUUAGGUGUGUUAUUUUUCUACUUUUUUAUGUAUUUUCUACAUUUUGUGUAACUUCCAUGAUGAAAAAGAUGUCUAUGUUGCUUCAGUUAAAAGAAACAUAAACCCGUGAGCUCAAUGUGGUGUUCAUAAUUUUGCUCGUCAUGGUAGAGUUGAACUGCCGGUGUUUGCUGAUCUGUUGUGAAAUGAGUGUAAAAGAUACUGUAAAUAGUGAUAAAGCAUGAAACCUGGCAAAGGUAUACAUGUUGUAAGAGUUAUGGUGUGGAAUCAUGACUAUUUCGGUGCUUUUAAAAGUAAAGAAAUUUGAAAAG